AUGCCGGCUGACGUGCAGACCGUGGAGGAUUUCCGGCGGGCCGCUGUUGAGCAAGAGCAGCUACGCGGCGUCCAGCAGAUGAAAGAGGACCUCAACAAUUUCAAUGUUCAUGUUCUUAACCAAGAAAACCUAGACUCUUUAGGAGUUGUCAUGGGCCGGCCGCUUGAUGUCGACCACGACGGGUCGUGGGAUUUUGGCACCCGCUUCUUUCAGCCUUGGGUCCCCGAAGCGGUCGUGGCCAACGCGGCUUCCAACUUCACUUGGAUGGAUCAGCUCAUAAAAGGGAUGACGCCCUCCGAAUGGGAGUAUGGCUACAACAAGGCCGAGUUCUUCCACUAUUGCCUCGAGAGACUGUACGAGAUGGAUCCGGAGCUCUGGGAACCCUGGAAAAUCGACCCUCAACAGAUUAAACUAGGCACAGGGCUCGAACUUCCUCUCUGCCGAUGGCGAGCCUGGGACCCCCUUGCCGGCGAAUACGUAGAGAGGCACUACGAAUCGGAGGCAGCCUACUUCCCCGUCGACGGAACCAAACCCCACGUUGCUUGUUUCGUCAUAGAUUCCAACGUUGUGCCAGGAGGUCAGGUCCUCUACAGCGAUGUCGACUACGCCCUUGCCUUGGCCAAGUUCCGGCUGGACAAGGGCCAACACACGGCCCACCACACCAAACCCGGCAUAACCUACACGCUCGAGCGGGACCGGUUCGCGCGCAUCACCCAGGCCCACCUGGACGCCAAGUCCCACAAGCUGGUGCUGCGCCAGUCGCGCCAGCUAGACCUGCGCGGGCCCGAGCCCACCCCCGACGCCUACCUGCUGGUCCGCUGGAUGGCGAGCCGGCCCGCCGGCGACACCGAGGACGCCGACGAGACGGAGCCCGCGAAGGACGCCACCGCCGCCGCCGACCCGCCCGGCACGGCGCCCAAGCUCCUGCCGGGGUGCGCUUGA
This is a messenger RNA of Dichotomopilus funicola, 942 nucleotides long. RefSeq lists its product as uncharacterized. The transcript is spliced from 3 exons. Lineage: Eukaryota; Fungi; Ascomycota; Sordariomycetes; Sordariales; Chaetomiaceae. Bases 1 to 942 code for a protein of 313 amino acids. The record is from RefSeq and is a predicted model, not a curated record.